Messenger RNA from Lactuca virosa, 1374 nucleotides. NCBI's taxonomy places the organism in Eukaryota, Viridiplantae, Streptophyta, Magnoliopsida, Asterales, Asteraceae. The record is from the annotation of a GenBank genome assembly.
AUGGAAGCCUCUCUCAUACGUAUCUCUGGUUUCUUUUCUUCGACCGCUACCGCCAAUACCACCACCACAACCUAUCCAACUGCGAUCCACUCUUAUUUCAAAACCUCAAAAACCCGACCCCAUAAAUCAAACUCAAACGUAAUCCUAUGUUGCCAAAGUCCAAACUACAUCCCUAACCAUAUUCAAGACCCUAACCGUGUACGCAUCUUUGAUACCACUCUACGUGAUGGUGAACAAGCACCGGGUGCCUCUAUGUCCCCUAAGCAAAAGCUUGACAUAGCUCAUCAACUUGCAAAACUCGGUGUUGACAUCAUUGAAGUAGGGUUUCCUGCUUCCAACAAAGCUGAUCUAGAAACUGUUAAGUUGAUUGCAUGUGAGGUUGGAAAUGCAGAGGUUAAUCAAAAUGGUCGUAUACCAGUUAUUUGUGGUCUAGCAAGAUGCAAUAAGAAUGAUAUCGAUAAAGCAUGGGAAGCUGUGAAAUAUGCCAAAUUCCCAAGGAUACAUAUUUUUAUAGCAACAAGUGAGAUUCAUAUGAAGUAUAAGUUAAAGAUGUCGAAAGAAGAAGUGAUUGAAAAAGCGAGGACCAUGGUUGCAUACGCUCGAAGUUUGGGCUGUAAUGACGUUCAAUUUAGCCCGGAAGAUGCCGGAAGAUCUGAUAGAGAAUUUUUAUAUGAGGUCCUGGGUGAGGCUGUUAAAGCGGGUGCAACUACUCUUUGCAUUCCUGAUACUGUUGGCUAUAACUGGCCUCGUGAAUUUGGGCAGCUUAUUGCUGACAUAAAAACCAACACCCCUGGAAUUCAGAAUGUCAUCAUUUCUACCCACUGCCAUAAUGAUCUUGGACUUGCUACUGCCAAUACUUUAGAGGGAGCUUAUUCGGGUGCAAGACAAUUAGAAGUAACAAUAAAUGGAAUCGGAGAGAGAGCUGGAAAUGCUUCUUUUGAAGAGGUGGUAAUGACUAUAAAAAGCAAAGGAGAAUUAUUGGGUGGUCUUUACACUGACAUCAAAACAGAACAUAUUGUCAUGGCUAGCAAGAUGGUGGAAGAGUACAGUGGACUAAUGGUGCAACCACAUAAGGCUAUUGUUGGUGCUAAUGCUUUUGCUCAUGAAAGUGGAAUCCAUCAGGAUGGGGUUUUAAAGAACAAAAGCACAUAUGAAAUCAUGUCUCCAGAAGAUAUAGGACUUCACCGAUCUAAUGAGUCUGGACUUACACUUGGAAAACUUAGUGGUCGCCAUGCUCUAAAAGCUAAACUUUUUGAGCUUGGUUAUAACUUUGAGGGAAGUGAACUUAAUGAUCUUUUUUGGCGCUUUAAAUCCGUAGCUGAAAUGAAAAAGGUUAUCACUGAUGACGACCUAAUAACAUUGGUAUCAAAAUGA